AUGGCUCCCCGCUUCCUGCAAUGCCUGCUCAAGAAGAAGAGGAAAUUUGCAUACCCAAAGGAUGAAGAGACUGGUAUCAAUUUGGAAGUUCAAAAGCUGUUAGCUGACAAUAUGGCUCUUCAAAAGAAUUUACAGGCUGCCACCGAGACCAUCAGCGAACUGAAUGCGCAGCUUGCGGAGUAUGAUCUUCUUCUUGCCCAUUCCUACUCCCAGCUUGGGGAGUCUAUGCUUGCAAACGUUGAACGGGAUCAGGAUAUGUCUGGCUCAGACUCAGUUGUAAGCAGUAUCCAUCGAAGUCCCAAGUCAACUAUUGGUACCUGGGUCUAUGACCUAUGGCUGUGCUCAGACCACGGCAUCAAGCCUCUCUAUACCGCUGAACAUCUCUGGCGGUCUGGUGAUCCAGAUGCUGCGCUUCAAUGCGCUGGAGAUAUCAUUUCCUCUAACCCAUUCUUAUCUUUCUCCGGCGAGAUGCUCUGUCGAGUCUUCAUUGCAGCAACACUGCACGCGAUCGGUGAAUACAAAAAUUCUAACGCUCAUUUGAAGCGUCUAUUUCGAAUACUUGCGCAUCAACACUCGGCACCUUAUUUUCUAGAAUGUAGGGAUGUUGUUGGAGCCGCAUACUCCAUUCAAGGGAGAAAUUUGAUGGCACUAGAGGAAUAUUCUAAAGCUUACUGGUCUCUGUCCCGGGCUCUCAACACUCCAGGAUACCAUUACAAGGCCCGAAAGUACCAAAAGAGAGCGAUUGAGUGCUUCACGCGAAAGGUAGCGUCUGGAGAUACUGCAUCCAGCGCUGCCUCUGUCCACCCAAUCCUAGGCCACGAUCAAGGUGAGACUACUGAAUAUUUGGACGCUUGCUGA
This is a messenger RNA of Penicillium macrosclerotiorum, 858 nucleotides long. RefSeq lists its product as uncharacterized. NCBI's taxonomy places the organism in Eukaryota, Fungi, Ascomycota, Eurotiomycetes, Eurotiales, Aspergillaceae. Gene Ontology annotation, molecular function: protein binding. The coding region runs from base 1 to 858 and encodes 285 amino acids. The transcript has a single exon. The record is from RefSeq and is a predicted model, not a curated record.